Molecule: messenger RNA, 1515 nt
Organism: Terrapene triunguis (Three-toed box turtle)
Lineage: Eukaryota; Metazoa; Chordata; Testudines; Emydidae
Product: aromatase
Exons: 9
Coding region: 1-1515 (504 amino acids)
Molecular function (GO): iron ion binding; monooxygenase activity; heme binding
Source: RefSeq, a predicted model, not a curated record
AUGAUACUGGAAACCCUGAAUCUGAUGCAUUACAAUAUCACCAGCGUGGUGCCAGAAGUGAUGCCAACUGCCACCGUGCCCAUACUCCUCCUCAUGUGCUUUCUUUUCCUAAUCUGGAAUUAUGAAGAAACAUCAUCAAUACCAGGGCCUGGUUUCUGUAUGGGAAUUGGUCCCCUCAUUUCACAUGGGAGAUUCCUUUGGAUGGGAGUGGGCAAUGCCUGCAACUAUUACAAUAAGAUGUAUGGAGAAUUUAUGAGAGUCUGGAUCAGUGGAGAGGAAACACUCAUUAUUAGCAAAUCCUCCAGUAUCUUCCAUGUAAUGAAACAUGGGCAAUAUAUCUGUAGAUUUGGAAGCAAGCUUGGGUUACAGUGCAUUGGCAUGCAUGAAAAUGGUAUUAUAUUUAAUAAUAACCCAGCACUCUGGAAAGAAAUUCGACCUUUUUUCACCAAAGCUUUGUCUGGUCCAGGUCUCGUGCGUAUGAUAGCAAUUUGUGUUGAAUCAACGAAAGACCAUCUGGACAGAUUGAAGGAUGUGACUGCUGGACUGGGAAACAUCAAUGUGCUGAAUUUUAUGAGACAGAUCACACUGGACACUUCUAACACACUCUUUCUAGGGAUCCCUUUGGAUGAAAAUGCCAUUGUGCUUAAAAUUCAGAACUACUUUGAUGCUUGGCAAGCACUUUUGCUGAAACCUGACAUCUUCUUUAAGAUUUCUUGGCUGUACAAGAAAUAUGAAAAGUCAGCGAAGGAUUUGAAAGAAGCAAUUGAAGUCUUAAUAGAACAGAAACGACAGAGACUUUCCACUGUUGAAAAAUUGGAAGAGCACAUGGACUUUGCAUCACAACUGAUUUUUGCACAGAGCCGUGGAGAUCUGACUGGUGAGAAUGUGAACCAGUGUGUGUUGGAGAUGAUGAUAGCUGCACCUGACACACUGUCUGUGACUCUCUUCUUCAUGCUAGUACUGAUUGCAGAGCACCCUAAAGUGGAAGAUGAUAUGAUGAAGGAAAUCCAAGCUGUUAUAGGUGACAGAGAUGUACAGAGCAAUGACAUGUCGAACUUAAAGGUUGUGGAGAAUUUUAUUAAUGAGAGUAUGAGAUACCAGCCAGUUGUGGAUUUGGUCAUGCGCAAGGCUUUACAAGAUGAUGUAAUUGAUGGCUAUCCUGUGAAAAGGGGGACAAACAUCAUUCUGAAUAUCGGACGUAUGCAUAAGCUUGAAUUCUUCCCGAAGCCUAAUGAGUUUUCUCUUGAAAAUUUUGAGAAGAAUGUUCCUUCUCGCUACUUUCAGCCAUUUGGAUUUGGCCCUCGUGGCUGUGUUGGAAAGUUUAUUGCCAUGGUAAUGAUGAAGGCAAUCCUGGUGACUCUUCUGAGACGGUAUACAGUACAGACACCAAAAGGAAGAGGCCUUAAGAACAUCCAGAAAAGCAAUGACUUAUCCAUGCACCCGAAUGAAAGACAGCCCUUCUUGGAGAUGUUUUUCAUGCCAAGAAGAAACAUAGACAAGUGUCAGGAUGACUAA